AUGUAAUUUAACACUUUUCAUAAUUAUAAUUAAGUGUAAGAAGGCUAUGCGCUUGGUAGAACAUUCUAAAAUGAUUCAAUUAACUAUCCAAACGAGGUACAACCAUUCUAUUAAUUUUAAAAUGAACUUGAAAAUGGGUACAAUCAAAUUGAUUAUGCUAUAAGACCAUAAAUUCAUGAUUACCCCAGCUUUUUACCUUAAAACUAUCAAAUAAGUCCAAAUGGCCAACCUAUAGAACAAAGAAGUUUCUUAGAAUUGGAACCAACAAUCGCAGUGAGUAAUAUCUAUGAUGCUUUUAAUCCUUUUGAAAGCCCUAAUUAUAUGGGCGAUCAUUUGGAAUUUAAUGAAUAAGGUAGAAAUAAUGAAAUAAAUGAUAAAUUUAAUAUCGCCUUAAUGUAAGAACAAUAAAGAAAUUUAUAAUAAAUUUAAACUACUCACAACUAAAACUCGUAUUAAUAACCCUUAUAAGAAAAUUCAUUUACUACCAUGCAAACUUAAUUAAGAAAUCAUAUUGCAGCUGAUAUUUAUCAAAAUAAAGAGUCUCAAAUUGCUAAUAACUAAUAAUAGACAACUCAAAAUUUUUAUUAAUCUUACUAAGUUAUUAAUAAAUAAAUAAAUUCUUAACAAUAAAAUGAAGUGUAAGUGGUAGGAAAAGAGAGUGCUAAAUGUGAAAAGAAACUUGAAAGAAAGCCAUCUAAUAAAAUAUACACUUAACUUAAAUAUAAGGAAGACGAAACUAAAAAUCUGCUUAGAAAUUAUGGUGAUUAAUUAAAGAAAGAGAUAAAAUAAAUGAGCUUAGAAAAGAAAGAUGAUUCACUUUGGAUUGAAUAAAUUUUAGAUAAUUAUAUGGAUAAAAAAAAUAUAGACAAUCAAAACAAAUUCAGAGAGAACUUUAUAUUAAAAUACAAAGAUUUCAGCUUUUCUAAUUUCUAAGUAGUGAGAGAAGAAUGGACUGUAUCCCCAAACUAACAUGAUUAUCAUUUAAAAAAUGUGUAUAGAUAAGUGUGCUUCCACUUCUUUACUAAAUAGCCUUUGCGAUAUAUUUACAAAAACUCAAAUAAAAUUAACAAUAAAAAUCAAAGAUUUACCCAUUUAUACUAUUUGAAAGUAUUUAUUCAAGGAAUAUUAGAUCCCAAGAAGUUUUAGAAAUUCAAAGACAGCAAAAAAAGCAAAAAGGAUUAAACAAAGGACUCAUAAAAAAACAAUUAAGAUUGA
Molecule: messenger RNA, 1215 nt
Organism: Tetrahymena thermophila SB210
Lineage: Eukaryota; Ciliophora; Oligohymenophorea; Hymenostomatida; Tetrahymenidae
Exons: 1
Source: RefSeq, a predicted model, not a curated record